AUGUCACAUUCGACUCUUUGCACAGCAUGUCUUGACAUCUUUCAAGGGCACUAUAUCCCUCUGCAGGGUCUGUCUAAGCAGGCUCUCGAUUUUUGGUCGUCCAAAUCCAAGAGUGAAUGCAAGUUCAGAAUCGAUGACAGUGCAGAGAAAGACCACCCGGUCCCUCAUCUCCAUCACAGUUUACACGAUUUGCCAAAAUCUGCGGAUAGUUGCGUUCUUUGUGCCAUGAUGUGGGAAAGGCACAGGCUCGACAAACAGGCUGUCUUUGCUUCUGACAGCCUGGAAGAAAUGGAGGUAACGAAAAAGGAUGUGUUUGGGAUCCCCGUCGUUCUCCCGCAUCAUACAGCAUCUUUGGGCAUGUUCACGCUCGCCAUGUUCUGGGCCUUCUGGGACGGGAGCGGGUGGUAUCCAUAUGACUUCCAAAUAUAUCCUGGAUUUCACGCAAUUAGUAUUUCACAGGGAGACAACAGAGAAAGGUGGAAGCCUGUGUUUGAUCGACAACAGUCACUAUUGCGAAUCAAAAGCUGGCUUGAUUCAUCCCCAACAACCUCAGACUUGAAUCUUCGACUGCCCACAAGACUGCUUCAAUGCCGGCCAAGCCCUGAAGGGAACCCCACUGUCAGAUUGAUUAAUACCAAAAGCCUCGACACAUCUACUCGAUAUUGUGCCCUCAGCCAUCGUUGGGGUGCGAUACAACCUCUUAUGUUGAAACAGUCUCUCCUCGCUAAACUUGCCGAGAAUAUUCCCUUUGAUUCGAUCCCGGCUACAUUCCAAGACGCUAUCAAUUUAGCGAAUAAGUUGGGUAUUGAGUAUGUAUGGAUUGACUCGCUCUGUAUCAUCCAAGAUUCCCAGGACGACUGGCAUACUGAAGCCUCGCACAUGGCAUCUGUUUACUCUCAAGCAUAUGUUACUAUCUCAGCUACUUCUGCGCAAGACUCAGCAGCUGGUCUGAAAGGUCAGGAUAUGAUGCUUAAACAUCCCUGUGAGAUUACACCAUCAUGGACAGGUUUUGAGAACCAGAUUUCCCCAGGCCCUGUUCGGAUAAUAGACAAAGGCGCCUUUUGUGAGGAGGUUCUCUCACAGCCUUUGUUUCGAAGGGGAUGGGUAUUUCAAGAAUGGAUUCUCUCUCCAAAGACAAUCCAUGUAGCUCGAGACCAACUUUGGUGGACAACAGCUUCGAGCAUGAAAUCCCAAGGUUUUGCUUCAAACGAAACUUGCGAUGGGUAUGCUUUCGACGUCUUUCAAGAACACGUUAACGCAGUGGCACCUGGGGUUCUACACUCCGCCAAAGACAAUGACGAAGGGACUAUUCGGCUGGCAUGGUACAACAUUUUACAAGAGUACAUGACACGUUCUCUUACUUUCGAGUCCGAUCGCCUGGUAGCAAUUGCUGGUAUUGCGGAUGUAUAUCAGCGCUAUGCAAAAAUGCCUCCAAACUCGUAUCUUGCAGGACUCUGGCGUCCUGCUCUCCUUGCAAGCCUGUUAUGGUUUGUAAGUGAGGGAAGAAAGGUGUUGCCGCCGCAAAACUACCGCGCUCCAUCUUGGUCGUGGGCAUCGGUCGAGCCAGAUCCAGAUUCUUCGGGGAGAUUUACGAUAGGAAACAGAGGGCUUGCUCGUGAUUGGAAAGAAAGCAAGGUGCCCUGGAUACCCGUGGCAACUGUCAUGGACGCAGCGGUCACAACAGUGGGAUCUGAGUUUGGAUCCGUUUCUGACGGCUCUGUGGUCUUGCGCGGUCCAUUAUUCAAGGCUCGUAUUUCAAUGUCUAUGCAAGAUUUCACCGGUCGAUUUACACCGGAACACGCCGCAGAGUUUCUACCAGGUGGAAAACUGCGAUUUGUGCUGAAACGGGUGACGCUACUCACGCAUCUAGAAAUCACGACAGCUGAUUCUCCAGAUGUACUGGACAAUGUGUUCCCCACUGCCUUGGCUGAAGACGAAAUCACCAUCUAUCUGGCUAUCCUCUAUUGCCGCAUGAUAACAGAUGGAAACCCUGCAGGGGAAGCGCUGAUCCUUACAAGAGGCAUCCAAAAGGGAGAGUAUCGCAGAAUUGGAUACCUAGAAAUGUCUGAAGAUAUGAUGCGCCCGUGGGCUAAAGAUAGGGAUUUUGGUGUGUUUGGAACCCUCGCGGAUGAACAGGAGUAUCUCGGCGCUGGGGAUGAUUCUUGUCUCUAUAAUUAUCGUAUUGUCUAG
Fusarium sp. VM40 is the source of this 2190-nucleotide messenger RNA. NCBI's taxonomy places the organism in Eukaryota, Fungi, Ascomycota, Sordariomycetes, Hypocreales, Nectriaceae. The record is from the annotation of a GenBank genome assembly.